ACCCAAUAAAGUAUUCGAGUUUGGAUUUUCGCUUGGGAUCCGUGAUCGGACUUCUUAAUCUCUCGCCGGAGCGCCGAGAUUGCGUAUUGCGGUCAUGGAGAGGAAGAAGCUCACUCUUCUUCAAACGGUUUUUACGGCGGGAGUCUUCUCUGCCGUCUCCUUCUGGUACGGCUUCAUGUUCGGAAGGGAAUCUGCUCGCAAGGAGCUGGGCGGACUGAUCGAAGACCUCCGUCGAGGCACCGCCGGUUCCGAGCCCACACCACGUAGUUCAUGAGUAGAACUAAGGUAACCUUGCUAGUAUCUGUGUCCAAACAGUAUACCAAAUCAUUGCUAUAUACUGCGAUCCUUUCUAGUCUAAUAUAAUCUUUUUGUACUAUGGGAAAUCUCAGAUCCGAUGAUAAUUAUCUUAUACAAACUUUACAUAUGCAUGGCAUAUGUUGCAUUUUAAGAUUCUCUUUCAUUGGCAUAUCACCUUCUUGUACUAUUGGAAAUAUCCGAUGUCAUGGACCCUCCUGACUUCCAUUGCUUUCAGGAUAAGAUGAAUAUCUCAGCUCCCCAUAAGGACCGAUCCCCGCUAGAAUUUUUUGAAACUUUUCCAUAUUUGGUUGAAAUAAUUUUGCAGGUUUGCUCGAAGAUGUAAUCAUAAAAAAAAAUAUAUAUGAUGAGAAUGCAAAUGAUUCCUGAUAUGGCUAUGUUCUGAUGUUUCUGACAGACUGAAGCACGAAAAAAUGAAGAAAGCAAAUUUGACCACCUGAGCUCUCUCUUAUCUCUUUAUUUUUUUACUUUUUCCACAACCCUAACUAACCCUUAAAAUGUCAACCAAACCGUGAAUUAUUCUAAUCCACAGUUAUCUGAUUAGGAAGUGGUUAUUGAUGGUUAACAUCCUGGUUAACUAUUCAGCAUCCUAAUGUAGCCUAAUUAUUCAAAGCAAAAAUUUUAAGACAAGCUUUAAUUUUGAU
Phoenix dactylifera (date palm) is the source of this 959-nucleotide messenger RNA. Its product is annotated as Putative membrane lipoprotein. NCBI's taxonomy places the organism in Eukaryota, Viridiplantae, Streptophyta, Magnoliopsida, Arecales, Arecaceae. The record is from RefSeq and is a predicted model, not a curated record.